GGCAGUUAGUCGCGGGACGUUCAUCGUGAAACGCGUGUUCCCGUGUCCCGUGAUCUCCCGACGCUACCUAGACGCUAGAGCCCAGCGCCACCGGAGAUUAGGGUCCACGACCGUCCUUAUCAUCCGCAGCCUCCGCGAUAACAUCCGAGUGAACUUGACCUCGUGUCCAACUGGCUAGAUUCAGUGGUGUGCUCACCGAUCCGCCGGGAGUGGACUGAAAAGUUACCGCAGAGUGCAACAGGUCCUGGUAGCUAACCGCUAGCCAGCUCUUCUUAGCGGCUAGCUCUUUCGUCUCUCGUGAAACAGCUCGAUCAUCAGAGAAUCGUUCGAUCGAUACGUACGAUAACUUAGCCAAGUGUCUCUGAGAAGGUUCCGCGGCGUUUGGAGUACGGUAACUUCGUGGCGAUCGAAGAAAGUUGCGAAGCGAGGACGAAUGAAGUCGAAGCUGUCCAGAGUUAGGGUAUCCGCGGAUUGACGAUCGGUCGAGAUCGUGGUCCAAGGACACACGUGGCCAGUCGGCCGAAAAAACAGCGUGGAAAGGAAGAGACCCCGAUGCCGCGUCCUUGAAGAUAUUUUCGAGCGGAAUAUACCUGGCCGGGCCCGAUCGAGAGAAGAAAGCUGGAGCGAGCUGCAUCCGGUUCAGACGCGCGUGCCCGCCCUCGCUCGCAAUCAUCUCUGCGGGACGGUUUCGUAAUUCGUUUCGGCCGGAUUUCUCCGCUGGCCGUGGUGAACCGGGUCGGGAACGGGUCGUGGGGGAUCGGCGAAUGAGUCCUCGCCACCCGGUGUCGGAAUGACACGGCUCCUCGCGAGGAAUGCCGGCGCGCGCUGACCAAUUCCGCCGCGUUUUUCGCCGUGACACCCGCCGGCACUCGUGCAACAGCCGCGGAAUGAGAGGUGUCGUCGACAAGCGUGAUCUUCCUUCGGACGGACUGGAUGGAGCUGUCCCGAGAGCUACCUGACUACCGAACCUACACGACUCGCCUGUUUUUCGCGUUCCUCACGCAACGGCUUGGCACUUGAGCGCGAGUCGAGCCCGGCUAGAAAGAGGGAACGAGACGCGAACCAGAGGGAGGGACGGGGUGCGUUGAAUCGAUCCGCGGCUAAAACUCGACCGACAGUCGCCAGAAGAUGUUGCAGAGAUGCAGUGGCGGCGGGUCCAGAUGCGCCAGGCGCGCCCUGGUCUUCGUCUUCGCCUGGGGGCUGGUAAUGAUCGCGGCAGUCCAGUUCCGGCACGUGGAGAACAGCCUGCGGGAGUCGCCGACCGGCGAGGACACGUCGGCGGACGUCCUGGUCGACGACGUGUACCGGCGUCGAGAGGUGCUAGUCAAUAACCGUGGCUCCUCGAGCCUCGGCCUCUCGCGGUACCUGCUGCAGAGGUCUCCGGCGGACUCGAGUUUCUCGAAUUCAGCUGGCUCGGGUGUCCUCACCACGCUGACUACUCUGUCCAACGGGCCAACGAAGAAUCCACUGGACCUGGAGCCUCUGCUGGACAAGAGACCGGCUAAAACCGAGGAAGAGCUAAUCCAGGAGAUCGAACAGAGGCUGCCGAGCCUGCCUCUAGCCUACUGGAGCAAGAACAGCAGGUAUGCCGGCUCCCAAACGCAGAGCAAGUCCAAGGGAAAUGAGAGCUGCUCGAACCUCAAGUAUCCGUCCAUCUACGACAUCGAGUUCAACAAUGUCUACUGGCAGACGAUGAGGACCAGCAACGGAACGUUCCAGUUCUUCGGCGCCUUCUACGACCGCCGCAAGCUCUCCAAGAUCGGGCCCGCGAUCAGGAUAGUGGGGAUGAUAGAUAGAAUAGAGCCCACGGUGAAGACGCACUGCCAAUUAUGGUACGACGGCGAGAGGGAGCCGAAGGUGGUCGAAACGUUGGAGUACAAGUACAUUUGGUACCCUAAAUGGGGCAAUUACAAGCAGGGGAUCUAUCAGCCCUACGUGAUCGCCUGCAAGGUGCCGCAGUCCCAUUGGCUGAAAGGCCCGCCAGCCUCGGUGUCCAUGGUGGAGAAGCCCUGCGACACUCCCAGCAAUAAUUUACGGGUGAUUUAUAACAAGCCGGAGAGGAAGAAGGACUUCGCGGUGUGCGUGAAGGGACUGGACUUUCUGCACGAGGACCUGUCCGUCAGGCUGGUCGAGUGGAUCGAGCUGAUCACGCUGCUCGGCGCGGACAAGAUCUUCUUCUAUCAGCUCCAGGUGCACCCGAACGUGACCAAGGUGCUCGAUCACUAUCAGAGGCUGGGCAAGGUGCACGUGACCCCUUUGACGCUGCCCGGCGGCCAGCCCAACGUGCCCGCGUUCCAGCACAUGUACCUCACCAAGAAGACCAACCACAAGCGACAGAACGAGCUGAUACCCUACAACGAUUGCCUCUACAAGCAUAUGUACGAGUACGAGUACAUCGCGUUGCUGGACGUCGACGAGGUGAUCAUGCCGGUCAAGGACGCCACCUGGCAGGACCUGAUGAAGAGGGUACUAACCAAGGCGUUCAAGAUCAAGAACGAAACGCGCGCCUCCUACAACGUGCGCAACGUAUACUUCCUCGACGACCUGCUUCACUCUCAUGGAUUCUUCAAGGAUAUACCGAAGUACAUGCACAUGCUGCAGCACGUGUACCGUUCGAAGAACUUCACCAAGCCGAACCAAUACAUCAAGUGCUUCCACAACCCGGAAAGAGUGGUGACCCUGCACAACCAUUUCCCGUUGGCCUGUUUGGGCGGCGGAUGCACCAGCUACCCGAUCGAGACGGAAGACGCGCAGCUGCAGCACUACCGGGCAGACUGCGUGAAGUCCCUGAAGAAGACCUGCGUCGAGUACAGAGAGAACAGCGUGUUGGAUACGACGAUAUGGCGGUACAGGGACCAGCUGAUCGACAGGGUCACCAGGACACUCGAGAGCCUGGGAUUCUUCAGGCCCAGCUAGCGCGAAGUGACGCGCAGUUUCGAGCUACCCGCCACUUUUCCUUUCCCAGCUGCCCCGCAGCUUCCUCAGCUGUUGGAAUAGAGACUUUCGCUAGAUUUCGGCCGCUUUUCGUCUUGCUUUCCGUUGGACUCUCUGGAAACAGCGAAGAGAAGCUCGACGAAGCUCGACGGCUGUGCGAUCGAAUGGAGUUUGCGACAGUAGAGAUAAACCUCGCCGGAUUAGUUUUCCAGUUUGCCACGAGUUUCGAUCGAAUUCUGAUCGAAAUUGGAUCCUCCGCGUUGCUUCGAAGAUACGAUCGAAUUACUCUCGAAAUUGCAUUGAAAUUUCCUAGACUACCGUGUCUAAUGCCAACCGGGGUAGCUCCUGAGAAAGUCGUGGCGAAGCUCGAAAUACUAGAAUCGCUUCCAGCAACGUUCACAGAGACUCUGAUGGAUCGAUUAGUUCCUGCGAAUGUCAGCCUUGUCAGAUCAUAAUUCUACCGUGGCGAUUGUCUUUUUUGUAUAAAAUCGAGCGUCGCGAUGGUAGGGCCGAAAACGUCGCUGGGAAACGUCGUCCCUCGCCCGAGCAGGAUCAGUGACCGGUUUGUGAAGUGUUCCGUGAAAAGUGCGGGCGGUCCUCCGGCUAAAAAGUAUCGGGUGUCCGCGACGAUUCCAAGGACUUGCGCAACGCCAUUUGCGGUCGAGAUUUUGCGAAACGAGGCUCGAUUUGCCAGUCGCGAUCACGGCUAAAUCGGCAGGGGUUCGCGAGGAUCGACCUUGCUUGUAUUUAGCAUUCAGUCGUCGGACUUGCGUAAACUUAUCGUGCGACGCUCGAGCGAUUCGUGCCGGGUUCCGCGUGGUUGCUUGCGUCGCGAGCGGCACGAAAUUAUCGAGCCUCGUUCGGUCCGGUUGAUCAGGAAAUUCGUGCCGCUCCAGCCGCGCGGAGACGUGCCGGGAAUGGCAAGAAUUUUCCGAGCAUUUCGAUCGUACCUUAAGUCUGGCCAUUCUUUCGUCCUAGAGCGAUCGGUGACGGGCGUGAAUCGAUCGGUUCGGUUCGCGUCGCCGACCGACGCUCGUCGUUACACUACGUAGACCACGAGUACGCAUUUAUGAUACUGACGCGUGACGAUACUGUUUAAUUGAGAUCUAUCCUUUAGCGCUACUUAGACUUACCCUUUGCGAAGACUAGAAACUCGCAUUUCGACUACUUCCCUUGUCUCUUAUCUCUUGACGGGUAACGGGGAGGAACGACGACUGGACGGAGUGGGAGAAGGGAGGGAAUGCCGCGCGAGACACGCUGCCUGUCGCGGAUUUUCGACCGUCCCCGAGAUUUCAUUGAAAAGACUGAAAACGAACGUUCCGCUUGCGCAGGAGUCGACGACGAAGUUUCUGAAACGUCGUGGACGGCACGUUGAAAGUAAUUAUCGGGAUUCCGUGUGCACAAGCCGGAGAGACAUCUGGCUAGACCGCGGUUAUGCAAUGUUUACAGCAAACACGGAUUGUGUAAACUGUAAAUCGGUCGAUUCAUAAGCUAGUUUUCUCUGAAUGUUUGCCGAGUACCUACAGUUUCGGUGAUUUAAAUAAAUUUCGCUAAUGAAAUUAUACCCACGGGGAUUAAAGGUUAAAAGACUCUAAUUGCUUCACGUAGAUUGUUAUCGAUAGAAGUCAAUGUGUACGUGCCUUUUGGACUAGCGCAGUCCUGAUAUACAGAAACUAAUAUUCUACCGAGAAAGGAAGCCUUAAAGUAGACAUAGAAAUCUUCGCGUGGUUAGACAAUAAUUAAUAUAGAAGUUAACAGAUUAUGCUUAUUCUAAUAUUGUACGUGCCUCGUAUCGGAAGGAAUUAACGUCGACGAUUAUAAGUAAUUAUAUAAACGUCUUAUAAGUGAAGACAAUAAUGCACAAGACUCUCGAGCAACGGCAGAUAAUUAUAAAUAAUUCUAAUUAUUACAUGACACGAGAAGUUACAAUUGUUCCUCGAGUUUUUCUAUGUACCAUCCGUCCGCGGGCACGAAAAUGGCGGUCCGUAGUCUGCGAUCGGCAGCGUGGCUUCGAGCUUCCUGUAAACCAGUCGCUGCACUCGUCCCAAAAUCCCACGACCACUCGCGCAUUGCGAAAGCUUCUUGUUCCAGGGAUGCACGAGUCGAGUCGAUUAAGUCCGGUCACGUACGCGGAGGACGACACGAAAUAAAUCGCGUCAACGCGUACGGGCCUCAAAAAGUUAUGCGAUCGAGCCUUUCAGGAAUUCCGUUCGGCAUACGCCAUCUUUUAAUUGAUACCCGACGCCACGGUACUUAAGUUCGACGGAGCAGAUUUGCCGAUUAAAUUUGCUAUUAUUUCAACCCUUUGCACUCGAGAAUAUUUUUCUCAACGAAUAUUCAUUAUUUUCUGAUGAAAUAUCAAUGAUGUGUUUUACAACUAACAUAAAGAAAUACCUUGAAUAAAUUAAGAGAUACAACUAUUUUAUUUCGG
Nomia melanderi (Alkali bee) is the source of this 5365-nucleotide messenger RNA. RefSeq lists its product as uncharacterized. NCBI's taxonomy places the organism in Eukaryota, Metazoa, Arthropoda, Insecta, Hymenoptera, Halictidae. The record is from RefSeq and is a predicted model, not a curated record. Gene Ontology annotation, molecular function: glycosyltransferase activity. Gene Ontology annotation, cellular component: cytoplasm.